Molecule: messenger RNA, 5135 nt
Organism: Aplysia californica (California sea hare)
Lineage: Eukaryota; Metazoa; Mollusca; Gastropoda; Aplysiida; Aplysiidae
Product: protein unc-45 homolog B
Exons: 22
Coding region: 93-3350 (1085 amino acids)
Molecular function (GO): Hsp90 protein binding
Source: RefSeq, a predicted model, not a curated record
AUCGUACUAACAGUACACCUGUGGUGUGCGUGUGUUGAGUUUGUGAGGAUCCUGAAAAACCUGGUGUGUCCUGUUGUUGAUGCUGAAUCGAAAUGACCGUCAUCAUGACAGAACCAAGUAGUUUGCGAGAACAAGGGAACGAACACUUCAAGGCCAGUCGAUAUGAGGAUGCUCUUUCUUGCUACAAAGAAGCCCUGGACACUGGAAACAUGAAAGAUCUUGAGAAGGCUGUGGUGUAUAAAAAUAAGGCUGCAUGCUUUCUAAAGCUAGGCAAAAACCAGGAAGCUAUUGAUGAUGCCUCAUCAUCCCUUGAGCUAGCACCAAAUGAUCCUAAAGCUCUGUUCCGAAGAUGCCAAGCUUAUGAAAAUGUGGGAAAAGUGGAAGAAGCUUUCAAAGAUGCAGCCCUGUUGAUAAAAGUGGACCCACAAAACAAGGCGGUGCGCCCUGUGUUUAGCAGACUCAAUACAGUCGUACAAGACAGGAUCAAGAAGCAGAACAGCACAACACACAAAGUUUCACAGAUGUUCAACAUCACCUUUGAUGCAUCUGGUGACAAAGAGAAGAGACUUCAGGGCAUGAACAAUUUGGUGGUUCUGGGUCGAGAGGAAGUGGGAGCCAACAUGAUCAUACGUGAGGGCGGUUUGUCGAAGCUGAAAGCUGUCCUGUCAGAGAGGCAGCCAGAGAUAGUCCAAGCAGCGGUGCGUGUGCUUGCUACUCUGUCAAAGGACAGCAAAGAGAGGUGUGCCGCUGUCUUGAAAGAAGUGGAUCUGCCUACCAUCUUGCGUCUGAUGUCGGCGGAAACGGAAGAGAUGUCUUCGUCUGUAGCGCUGCUGGUGCAGAACCUGAUAAGCUACUACACGGAGCUGGACCAGUAUAUUGCUAGCGUGCAGAAACAUGAGGAGGAGAAGAAAAAGGGCGUACGCAAGCCCUACCCACAGUUGCAGUUAGGUGCGGAGGCCCAGGCUUUCCUCAAAGAAGUGUUCCAGGGACUGGUAAAGAUGCUGCCCAGUGCCAAAGUGACUGCCCAUGGCCGUGACUCUGCCAUGGAGCUCAUCACGAAAAAUGUGGUAUCGCGCACAGGGGCGGACUGGACCAAACAUUUCCUGGAUACAGAGGGUGUGGAGAACCUACUGACAGUGGCUGGCACCCAGAAGGAGUUCAAGACCCUGCCAACCACACCCAUGUCCAGCAUGCACGCCUCGGUGGCCCUCUCCAAGAUCUUCGACGACCUCAUCAGCGACCAGCUGCGAGAGAAGUUCAAGGACAAAUGUCAGGAGCAUUUCAGAGAUUUGUUCUCAGACAACAUUUUUGAAUCUAAGAUUGAGGCUGUGGCCGCCAUAUCUUCUCUGCUGCAGGGCCCGUAUGAGGUUGGCAGCAUGGUUCUCUCCUUAGAGGGUGUGGUGCCUCUCAUGUUCUCUCUGGCAGACAGCGACAACCCACAGUAUCAGCUGGUGGCUGUUGAGGCAAUUGUCAGCUCAGCGCAGAAGAAAGACAAGUGCAGCGGCAUCCUCAAGGACGCGGUGCCCAUUCUGAAGAAGCUGUACCAGUCUGCCGAGGACCACAUCAGAGUCCGUGCACUUGUGGGUCUCUGCAAGCUCGGCAGUUUUGGCGGCACUGAUGCCAGCAUGCAGCCCAUGGCUGACGGAUCUGCCGAGAAAUUGGCUCGGAUAUGCCGCAAGUUCCUGGUAAAUGCCAGCCACAACGUGGAUCUGCGCAAGUGGGCAACGGAGGGCCUGGCUUAUCUGACGCUGCAGGCGGAGAUAAAGGAGGAACUGGUGAACGAUGUGCCCGCUGUCAAGUCUAUCUUUGAUCUGGCCAAGGAGAAAGAGCGUAACCUGACGUACGCUUGCGUGACGGUGCUGGUGAACUGCACCAACAGCUACGACAAACAGGAAGUGAUGCCUGAGCUUGUGGAGCUGGCCAAGUUUGCCAAACAGCACAUCCCAGAGGAGCACCCGAAGGACAAAGCGGAGUUUGUGACCAGUAGACUCCUGCGUCUGGCCAAAGCCGGGAUUAUCAAUGCCCUGGUCGCCCUCUCCUCCACAGACAGCAAGAACAGCAGAGAGCUGUUGUGCAGAGUCUACAUGUCUCUUGCGACAGAGGAGAGUCUUCGAGGGUUGAUUGUGCAACAAGGAGGUGUCAAGUCUCUGCUGAACCUGAUGUCGGACAACACAGAUAACGGCUCUGUCCUUGCCGCCCACGCCUUGGCCAAGAUUGCUGUGACCUCCGACCCCCACUUUGCCUUCCAGGGCCAAAGGAUGUACGAGGUUGUACGCCCACUUCUGUCCCUUCUCAACGCUGACCGGUCAGGACUGCAGAAUUUUGAGGCUUUGCUGGCUCUCACCAACCUUUCAUCGGUCAGCGAUUCUCUCAGAAAUCGCAUUCUGACCGAGAAAGGCCUGCCGAUGUUGGAACAUCACAUGUAUGAAGAACAUGAAAUGCUUCGACGUGCAGCCACGGAGUGUAUGUGCAACAUGGUCAUGUGUGAGAAGGUCCAGGACCUGUACGAAGGUUCCAACGACCGUAUCAAGCUGAUGGUGCUGUACGCCGGUGAGGAAGAAAUCGCCCUGGUGCGGGCGGCUACGGGAGCCCUGGCCAUGCUGUCGGCCCGCCCGACGCUCUGCCAGAAAAUUGUGGAGGUGUCCCAGUGGCUGGACAUCUUCCAGGUGCACACGGUGAGCGAGCUGCCGGACAUCCAGCACAGAGCGUGCCACGUUGUCAUGAAUCUGGUCCUGGCUGGCGAGGACACGGCUCGUCUGGUGGUGGAGAGCCCCCUGCUGGAGAUUCUCAUGGCUGUGUCCAAGGACACCGACCCUCAGGCUGAGUCUGCCAAGAAGGCUGCUGAUGCUGCUCUGGCGAAGGCUGUAGAGUAUGGUCUGAUUAAAGAGAACCAGGAAGGGAAAGCUCCUGACAAAUUUCUCGAAAUCCUCCGAGCUCAACUACGCAAGGCAGCCGAAGAGGAAGCAAGGAGGAGGAAAGAAGAGGAGGAGGAGGAAGAAAGACAACGGAAAAAGGAGGAGGAGGAAAAGAGGCUGGCUGAGGAAGAAUUCCAGUCAAAGGAGAAGACGAAGAAGGAAGAGGACGCAGCGGAUGACGAAGAGUUGGAGGAAAUCAUUGUGGACAAAAAGCAGGAAGAGGAAGCGCCCAGCGGGCCGAAAAUCCGCGAGUUAACUGAGGAAGAGGUGGCAGAAUUUGAGAGGAAGAAAAACGCUGAGGAAAAUAAAGCAAAGGGCGAAGCUAAAACCAGUCAUAAUGAUAAUGGUGAUGAUGAUGAUAAAGAUAAGGAAAUUGAUGCGGAAGAGUUGGAAAGAGGAGAUGUUUGGAAUGAUGAGAAGGGUUUGCCACAGUGAGAUGAGAGGGGUUUUUUUCUGCUGUGCUGAGGUCUGGCAUGUCUGAAUGAGGUGUGUGAUUAACUCUAUACUGCCAAAUCAUUGCUGAUCAAAUGUUUAUCUGUGUGGAGGUUUAGUAUGAAUAGCUGCUGAGAGUGCACUAUUUUAUGUCCAUUCAAAGUGAGCCUGUUGCUGCUAAAAAUCUGUGAUAGUUUUCCUGAAAAGAUGUUUGAAAAAGGAAGUUAAAGAAAUUUUGUUUCCUUUCAACAGUCCAAAGUUUACUUAGUUUCUUUGUCUAAAACGUUAUUGAGCAAAAAAAAUUUAUCAGUCAUGAAGCUCAGAUCCGUUUAGUGAAACACAUGGUUGUUUAUAUUUUGUGAAAUGGCUGAAUCGUAAGGAGCAGUAAUUCAGAGUAAACAGAGGACCGACCCGCUCUGUCUUUUUACAUUAUUAUAGUUAUUGUCUAAUGAAAUUCAAGGCCUUUUUCUUGACUUUUCAUUUGCUCCCUUUGGUCAAUCUAUAAGUACACAAAAGGAAGAGAAUCAUUUGCCUUAAUUAGGCAUUGUAAGUCUAUCAGAGAAAUCUUGUUAAACUUUAAUGUUUUUUUGUUUUAAUUGUAAAAUCAAGCCAUGCUGUGAAAACAACUAACUUGUGUCCCGCUUGCUCUUAUGCAGUUUCGAGGGCAGUAACACUUUUACCAAACUGGAGCCUUUUUUGGUGUCACAGGCAUCUGUGGUGUAAUUGUUUGACUUGUGCCUUGCGUUCACAUGACAUGAACUAGAUUCCUACUAACGAGCUAAAACAAGCAACUGAAGAGUGCUAGCAAUCAUUCUGCUUUUGAUCUGUUUCACAAAGUGCAAUAAUCGUUACCGAAAGAAUGGAUGAAUGAAUAUUUCAGAGAGUGAGAGUAAAUUAAAAGUAAAUUUAUAUCAAAUAAAUUAUUUUACUACUUAAAUGUGUACAGUAUUAUGUUAAUUUGUUACAGAUUAUAUUUCACGAUGUACUGUAUGAGAUGUCAAAUUGAUUUUAAUUUAUUCACAUUCUGUUUUAUUUCUUUUUCUUUAUAGUUACUUUUGCUAACAGUUGAUAAGCCUUUCAGCUGAGGCAAAAGUAUUGAAUUGAAUAUUUCAGGCUUAUUAAUUACAGUGUGAGAUACAGUGGAAUCCUCUUAUAAUGAGUCCUGAAAUAGCGAGAAGUCUGUUAAAAUGACACUUUUCUAAAACCCUGUUUUUUUCCUCUUCUUUAUCUUUGUAAAUAAAAUACUGCUAUAGCGCAAUCAGAUAAACGCGCGAGUCGGUUAUAGCGGAAUAUAGAUGCUGCUGUGCACCGCGCAUAGGCCAAUUAUUCAUGUAAAACCUCGCCCGUUGAGAAGCUUGUUGGUUAUCUCACGAAACAAAGAAUGCGAGAGUCCACGUGUGCCGACAGUGAAGGCCGGAUUGAAUGAGUGGAGGGAGUGUGGUAUGCGCAGACAAGCAGAACGCAUCGUGUGAUGGGCCAGCCUAGUCUAGAUUAUCAAGGUCUAGGCCUACCAUGCCUCUCACUUCUCCGAUGCGAGGAUGGAGAGGUCAUAGUGCUGUGAUGGAUGGAGCGAAUGUGUGACGUGGGCGUGAUGAGGGACAACACAGGGGGCGAGUUAGCCUAGAGAACUGUCUUUCUGAUCGCCAACGCUGAGCUGGCAACAUCGCUAGCGCUAGAGAAAGAAACCUGAUUCAACUUUUGAUCUGGUAAGACUUAAAGGUCAUUUUGAACCAAAUCAUCAUCAGGGGAUAUUACAAAAAGAAAUAAACUGAAAAUCAGACUCAUAGA